AUGUACUUGACUUUCUUAUUCACAGAUGCAGCAUUUAAAAUCCUGAACCCUAAGACAGUUUCAAGAUUUUUUAGACUAAACAGCAACAACGCCUUGAUACAGUUCUUACUGGAGGGUACUCCAGAAAUCAGAGAACACUAUAUUGACUCUAAGAAAGAUGUCGAUCGCCAUCUGAAAGCAGCUUGUGAGCAGUUUAUUCAGCAGCAAACCAAACAAUUUAUAGAGCAGCUGGAGGAGUUCAUGACAAAGGUGGCUGCUUUAAAAGCAAUGGCUACUCAAGGAGGUCCCAAAUACAGCCUUUCUCAGCAGCCUUGGGCACAACCAGCAAAGAUCAACGAUAUGGUCUCUUCCACUUACAAGACAAUAAAAACAAAGCUGCAGUCAACGUUACGAAGCAUGUCACUAUACUUGUCCAAUAAAGACACAGAGUUCAUUUUGUUUAAGCCAGUUAGGUAUAACAUUCCAGCAAAUGUUCCAGAAACUCCAUGCUUUGUUAAAGGAAGAAUUUAGUAAUGAGGAUCUUCAGAUUAUAGCUUGUCCUUCAAUGGAACAGGUGAACUUACUUCUGUCAAUAUCCAAGUAGCUGGUAAGGCUGCUAUUUAAGCAUCCUUGGCUGAAUGACAAGCAAUGAAGGGGAUGUGAAGACGUUUGCUUGAAGUAAAUGAAGGAUUUCCUCCCCCGUGCAGUCCAGUCUGCAUUAAGACCCUCCAGGCUGCUUAACCCCGUUUUUGGAAAAUGUUAAAAAUCAGUUUUAUUGAUUUGUUAAGGUCUUCCUAUUUGCUAGCUUGAGAAGAGGGGGGAAGGAACACAAAACAAACCUUUUGCUGAUUACUCUUAUGGAUGCUCAGUUAACUGCCUUCUCCAAGUAUUCUCAAAUUUGGAGUCCUGUUUUUUGAUGUAAAAAGCUUUCAUACUUUAAGCUGAUUAAUACAGUGAAAAACAGCACUUUCAAAAACACUGGAAAUGAAAUGCAGGAAUGAAAUGGGAGCAGCAGUAGGUAUUUUGCAAGGCUUGGAGAUGGCACGUUGCUAUGACCAUUUGACUUAAUGCUCCAAUUUUAACACCUGUGAGGAUCCUGGUAAUCCACUCUGUGCUCGAACAUAAUUCAGAGGUUUUUAGUUGAGAAGACUGUUUUCCACAUCUGAAGCACUUCUUGAAACACUGGGUGUGCUGUUGUUGUACUGUUGUGAUUGGGAGCCGUGAGGUCUGACCUGAAGGUUCGUGCUCUGGCCUUACUCCAUGUAAAGAAUCUCAGAUUCUUGGAUUUGCAAUGGAAAGCUGUGCAAUACAAUUCCUGUUGGUUCUGAGGGGACUGCGUGUUUUCAGCUGCUUUACAACAAAGCUUAGCAUUGAGAUUCUCAGGUACUUAGAGUUGUAGGUUAGCUGCGUUUUCGUUGCCUUACUGAGAUUAACCAGAGGUGUUGUUUUGUUCAUGGUGGACACUGGGACUGGAACUUGUACAGCCUCUGUGUGCUGGGCUGAGUGCUAAUGGAGCUGUAAAGGGGAUGCCAGGAGUGAAUGUGCAAGCACUGUUAAAUCCCUGUUGUAAGCAGGGGCUCAGUGACUGGUGAACAGUGCACUCUGGUCAGUAUGCACUGAUCAUAAUUUGGGAAAGCUGGUUGCAAUCCACUCUGUCAUUAAUGGAAUGAAACACUAAAAGCAGCUUCAGGGUAUCUCAGUGUGUAAGUCUUUAUUGUACAGCAGUGAGAAGGAAACAUUUGGUGAAGUGCGUGACAGAUUUUUAACUUAUUUGUAAAAACUGUUUAGAAGUUUUAAUUAAGUAGGCACUUCCAUGCACAUCAGUGGUGGUUUUGAUUUAAUGUUUUUUCCUGUAAUAAAUCAUAUGGCUGGAGUCUAAAAUGGUGUGAUUUAGAGCUACCGUGAGGAGUGGUGCAGCAGUGGUGCUGAGGCACAUAAAUGGUACUCAUAGGACCUGACGUGACCCCUAAAAUUAACGAGAGGAAUUAACGAGGACGAAAACUUGCCCUUUCUUUUUACUCAUGUAGAAUUGCAGGCUGUAAAAUAAUGUCCAGUGCAUUGUAAUAUAUGUAUAUUUGUUUUUUUUAUAAAGUUUUACAGAAGGAUUGCAUGGUCACUGUACAAAGCCAUGGAUGACUUCAUACAUUGUACAGAGAAGUUGUGAAGGGUAAACCUUUGCAGCAGUCACUCUUGUGUUUGGGGUUCUCUCCUGGAAUACCCAGACAGCUCUAGGACAGCUGGUUGGAAGAUUAGAAGAGCUAUCAGUUUAUACAGCCUGUUUGCUAAACGAACAUUUGUUUAAACAUGUACAGUUUCAGAUAUUUACGUUUACAAAUAGUGUAAAUACUUUCAAGAGAUUAACUUAAGAUGCUUUAUAUUAUCUGACUAGAAACUUGCUGUUUUUAAUUUUUUUAAAUAAAAAUGUUGCCUCCUAUUUUGGUCAAAGAGUAAAGCUUUAUUCUGUAUCCUGAGGCUUGUCUGUCAAGAUAACUGUAACACAGAGACAAUAAAUACCCUGUAAGCACAGGCGAGGAGUGCGUUACUAAGAAGUGGUGUUCCUUUUUAGCAGUAAGAGAAUUGACUUCAUUUGGCACAGAUGUAGACCUGAGUGCUGAACAUACAGCUAACUGUUGAAGUAAUCUCUCAUUAUGGUUAUAAUAAAGUAAAUUUGUAUUUUCUUUACUGA
Messenger RNA from Meleagris gallopavo (turkey), 2665 nucleotides. NCBI's taxonomy places the organism in Eukaryota, Metazoa, Chordata, Aves, Galliformes, Phasianidae. The record is from RefSeq and is a predicted model, not a curated record.